AUGCCUGCAACACGCGGUCCAGGAGCAAAAGUUGACCGUCUAGCAGCGCUGCGCGAGGCGCGUGAACGGGGAGGUCGUCUCUCGCAGUGGAAGACCGAUGAUGCCCAAAUCUACGACGAGGUUACAGACGAGCAAUACACGUCUAUUGUCGGAUCGCGUCUUGAGGAGGACGACUUCAUUGUCGAUGACGACGGAAGCGGAUACGUCGACAACGGAAUGGACGACUGGGGAGGCGGUGAGGAGGAGAGUGAGGAUGAGGACGACUUUGAGGGCGAAGAUGAGGAGCUGCGCAAAGCACGCAAACAGAAGAGAGCGAGGGCACGCGCCAAGGCGGCCAAGGACGGUAAGGUCAAGGCGACAAAGGCCAAGCCCAAGUCUGCUCUCUCCGACUAUGCACGCUCUGCACAGACUGGCGCGUACCGCCCGGCACCGGCCAACGAGGACGACUUUAUGGCGUCUCUACUCUCGACCGUCACUGCCGAACCAUCGCGCAAGCGCAAGUCGUCGCCCCCCGAGUACCCCAGCAGUGAUCCCGCGGCGAGCUCCGACUCUGCGUGGUCCCGCGGCAAGCGGUACGGCGACGACAGCGAGGACGAGGUGUGGGACCCUAUCCGCGGUUCCAUGGGCAAGAGGCCCCGCGUGAGCGAGGCCACCAUCAAGCCCUACGACGGCAGCGAAGACGAGAAUGAGGGUGUCGACUUUGGCAUGGACAUCGACGACAACAACGAUGACGACGCGGUUGUUGUCAAGCGCGAGCCCGUUGACGAUGGCGACGACGAGAUUGCCAUCAAGCCCGCCGCCGCCCGUACCGCUGCGCGUGCUGGACCCCGCCGGCGCGUCAACAACUCGACCGCCGUCAAGAACCUGCUGGCCAAGCCUGAGCCAGAGCCCGAGAUGGAGGACGAGGUUGAGGUCAAGAAGCCCGUCCUGUCUUCUCGCAAGCCUCCUACCGACCGUACCCACUGGCAGGCUGUGCAAGCAUCGCUGCUCCCUCCCAAGAGCGACUUGGACGCCGUGCGCGUCCCGCAGGGCGGCGCUGUCAAGUCUGAGAACGUCCUCGAGGAAGACGGCAGCCUGCGCAUGUUCUGGCUCGACUUUUUGGAGCAAGACGGUGUGGUCCACCUCGUUGGCAAGGUCCUUGAUCGCUCCUCGAACAAGUACGUCUCGGCGUGCGUGAGCGUCAAGGGUAUCCAGCGCAACCUGUUUGUGAAGCCCCGCGCCAAGCGCUUCUCUGGUGGCCGCGAGACCGACGUCGAAGUCACAAAGGCCGAUGUGUACCAAGAAUUUGACUCUGUGCGGUCCAAGCACGGCAUCGAGGAAUGGGCGGCCAAGUUUGUCAACCGCAAGUAUGCGUUCGAGGACCACUCGAUCGACCGUGGCGAGAGCGAAUGGAUGAAGGUCGUCUACCCGUACGACCAGCCUCAGAUCGGUGAAGGCUUGACCGGUCAGACCUUUUCACACGUCUUUGGCGCCAACACGACGGCGUUCGAGCUCCUUGCCCUCAAGCGCCGUAUCAUGGGUCCAUGCUGGCUUAACAUCAAGGACCCUGUGCUCUCUGAAAAGGCAGCGUCGUGGUGCAAGAUUGAGUUUACCGUCACCAACCCCAAGCACGUCAACCCCUUCAGCGACGACGACGAGACGGCCCCCAAGGACAACCCGCCUCUCACGUUUAUGAGCAUUGCCUUGCGCACCAUUGUCAAUCACCGCGAGAACAAGACUGAGAUUCUCAUCGCUACAACUCGUACCUGGGAGGGCCUGAACAUUGACGACCCCACCCCACCCGAUCGCCAGGUCAGCACCUUGUCGACGAUUGUGCGCCCCAUUGAAAAGUUCCCUCCAAACCUCGAAACCAAGGCGCGGGACCCCCGCUCUCCGUUCCAGGUCGUCAAGGCCGAGCGCGCUCUCCUCAAUGCGCUUCUUGCCACUAUCAACCGUCACGACCCCGACGUCAUUGUCGGCCACAACUUUUUGGGCAACUCGUUCGAGGCGCUCCUGUACCGUCUCAAGGAGCUCAAGGCUGACCACUGGAGCCGUAUUGGCCGCUUCAGGCGCAAGGGCUUCCAGAUUACCAAGGCCGGCAGCAACGUGCGCCUCCUUGCAGGUCGUCUUGUUGCCGACCUCUCCAGUGAUGCCGCCAAGGGCAUGAUUUCGUCGACUACGUGGUCUCUCACGGAAAUGGUUGCCACCCAUCUCAAGAUUACGCGCGAGGAUGUCGAUCCCGAGGACACCCAGACGUACUUUGACCACACGGUCUCGUCGCCUGACAAGCUCGUCCACUUUAUCCGCCUGGCUGAGAUUGACGCCUACUUCCAAAUGGCCAUUGCAGCACGCGUGCAGCUGCUUCCCCUCACCAAGCAGCUGACCAACCUCGCCGGUAACAGCUGGAACCUGACGCUCAACGGUGGUCGUGCGGUGCGCAACGAGUACAUCCUGCUCCACGAGUUCCACAAGCUCAAGUAUGUGACGCCCGACAAGUCGUUCAAGAUGAACAAGGUCAAGGUCAUCAACGACGAUGGCGAGGAGGAAGAAGUCACUACGGGCCACAAGCGUGGCAAGGCCAAGUACGCCGGUGGUCUCGUGUUUGAGCCCAAGCGCGGUCUGUGGGACACGUACAUUCUCGUCAUGGACUUCAACUCGCUUUAUCCCUCCAUCAUCCAAGAGUACAACAUCGACUUUACGACCGUGGAGCGCGACGAUGUCGAGGACGGUGACGAGGAGAAGAUCCCCGAAGUCCCAGCCCAGGAGACUUCGCAGGGCGUGCUUCCGCGUAUUAUUGCCAACCUCGUCCAGCGUCGUCGCCAGGUCAAGGGGCUCAUGAAGGACAAGACCGCCUCGGCAGCCAAGCUCCAGCAGUGGGACAUUAAGCAACAGGCGCUCAAGCUUACCGCCAACUCGAUGUACGGUUGUCUUGGUUUCGCCGGUUCUCGGUUCUCGUCGCGUCCCCUCGCCGCUCUGACGACGUUCAAGGGUCGAGAGAUUCUCACGCACACCCGCGAGCUCGCCGAGUCGCUCUCCCUCGACGUCGUUUACGGUGAUACCGACUCGGUCUUUGUCAACUCCAACGUGUCCAACUACGCCGACGCGGUCAAGAUUGCCAACGAGUUCAAGCGAGCUGUCAAUGAGCGCUACAAGCUCCUCGAGAUUGACCUUGAUGCCACGUUUGAGCGCGUCCUUCUCCUCAACAAGAAGAAGUAUGCGGCAGUCAAGAUUGACGAGGCCGGCGAGCGCAGCACCGAGGUCAAGGGUCUCGACAUGAAGCGUCGCGAGUUCUCCAAGCUGUCCAAGGACGCCAGUGGCGCUGUACUCAAGGAGAUUCUCUCGGGCGAGGCCACUGAGAACGUUGUCACAAAGGUCCACGAGCUGCUCACGGGUCUCGGCGACACUGUGCGCUCGGGCGCUGUCCCUAUCGACGACUUUAUCAUCUUCAAGCGUCUCGGCAAGAACCCCGAGGACUACCCCGACAAAAAGUCUCAGCCGCACGUCCAGGUCGCUCUGCGCAUGAAGGCUAAGGGUGUGGCGGUUCGCGCGCACGACGUCAUCCCUUACAUUCUCUGCCUGGGCGCCGACGGCAAGGGAGCGCGCUCGGCGCAGGCCGACCACGCGUUCCACCCCGACGACCUCCGUCGUGCCGGCUCCGACCUCAAGAUCGAUUACGACCUCUACCUCGAUGCCCAGGUCCUCCAGCCCGUCCUCCGUCUCUGCGAGAACAUUGAGGGCACCGACCGUGCCCGUCUGGCCGAGUGCCUCGGCCUUGACCCUUCGCGCUACACCUCGCAGCAGCAUGAGGCACCGGAACGCGCCUUCUUCACCCUCGAGUCGCAGACGUCUGACAAGGAGCGGUUCAAGGAUGCCCACCCCUUUGCGCUCAAGUGUCCUGCGUGCGAGGCAGGGUUCACAUUCGAGGGCCUUGCUGCCGCUGCCGACGGCUCCGAGGGCGUCACCACCCUUCGUGCCGGAGCGGGCAUCACCUGCCCGGCGUGCUCCACCGCCGUGCCUCCUGCCUCGGUCACUGUCCAGCUCGAGACCCAGAUCCGCGCCUACAUUGCCCAGUACUACCUCGGCUGGACGGUGUGCGACGGUGAAGACUGCGGAGCGCGCACCCGCGCCAUGGGCGUGUAUGGCCGCCGCUGCCUCGGCUUCAACCGCCCAGGAUGCAGGGGCAAAGUGUCGCUCGAGUACACCGACCUCGCACUGUACAACCAGCUCCUGUACCUGCGCACCUUGUUUGACACGGACAAGGCUCUGGCAGACACGAGGGGUACGGGUCGUCACGAGGACGUGCGUGCCCUUUCGGCGGGCAACGCGGGCAUCCUCGGCCAGGGCGUGAGCGUGGUCGACAGGUAUCUGGACAAGAAUGGCCGGCGCUGGGUCGACAUGCGCGGCCUGUUUGCGUUCAUGGAGAGGAUCACCCUCGUGUGA
Messenger RNA from Apiotrichum porosum, 4419 nucleotides. It is a transcript of the gene POL1, whose product is annotated as DNA-directed DNA polymerase alpha catalytic subunit pol1. Bases 1 to 4419 code for a protein of 1472 amino acids. Lineage: Eukaryota; Fungi; Basidiomycota; Tremellomycetes; Trichosporonales; Trichosporonaceae. Gene Ontology annotation, molecular function: DNA replication origin binding; purine nucleotide binding; DNA-directed DNA polymerase activity. Gene Ontology annotation, cellular component: alpha DNA polymerase:primase complex. The record is from RefSeq and is a predicted model, not a curated record. The transcript has 3 exons. Gene Ontology annotation, biological process: DNA replication; leading strand elongation; mitotic DNA replication initiation.